AAUCAAACGCAACCCGAUUGGUUGCCGUGAUGAACACCAUUCACUCACUCACUCUAUUCUUCUAACUGCGACCGCAUGGAGACCUGAUAGACUCUCACAGGUCCCAACUCCCAACGCCAAAUUUCCUCUCUCCAUUUGUUUUCGUUUUCUUUUCGCCACAAAGAAGCCGUUUCCACCGAUUCUCUAUCCAUCAACCUUCGAUCAAACCGAAUUAGGGUUUUCAUUCUCUGCAGCCGUUUUCACAAUCUGGGUUCCUGCACCCCCGCAACCAAAUAAGUGUUAGUGUUUAGGUUUUGAUUUCGUUUGGAACUAACGCCAAGGAUGUAUUCUGAUCGAGUGGAAAGUGGAACUCGGAGAUCAGUGAAGGAACGCCUUGAUGGGAAUUUCGCCUCUGAUUCUACGCGCCAGCACAAAAUCACCGGAAAGAGGCAGAGGCAAGAUGACAAGUGGAAACAUGAUCUCUAUGAGGAUGACGAGCCCCGGAUCUCUAAUCGCAAGGUUACUGCUCAUGAUCUUCGUUUGAAGCUUCAAAAGAAAGGUCUUCACCCUGGAGGUCAAACUGGAAGGAGUUCUGUUCCUGGUCAGCGGGAUCUCCGUGAAAAGCUUUCAGGGACAAUGACUCCACAACCUAAAAACUAUGACCCACCAAAGCCUAAAGUAGCUGUUAAACCUAGCAAUAAAAGUAUUGAUGCUGAGACUCCUGAUGUACAUAUCAAAAAAUCAGCUAACCCAACUCCUAAAAGGUCCCGGAAGGCUGAUGCUCCAUUGGAUGAUUUUUUGCUGUCCUUGGGUCUUGAAAAGUAUCUUAUAGGUUUUCAGGCUGAAGAAGUUGACAUGACUGCACUCAAGCAUAUGACUGAUGAUGAUCUCAAGGCUAUGGGUAUACCAAUGGGUCCGAGAAAGAAGAUACUUUUAGCCUUGGAGUCAAAAGGCUGACAUUUUGGUCUCUUGUAUUACUAUCAAGGUUAUAUUACCCUAGUUAUAUAAUACAUUAGUGUGCUUCUGUUUAUACUCUUGACUGUAAUUUUUUUUAAAUCCUUUUGGUGCUUUUUAUUACCAUUUUCAAUCUUGCCUCCCUUACAUUACUGAAAAGUGGUCUAAACAAGCUUUGAUACUUGAAAAAGGAGCUUGAGAGCUAGAAAAUUGAUUGAUAGAGUUUAUUGUUUAGCUGGAAGGGCUUGUUUUAGAUGAGUGAUAGAUGAAUGGAUGCAUCUUAAAGUGUGACUGCUUAGCUCUUAUAAAUAUUUAUUUUUCCUUUUGAAUCA
Molecule: messenger RNA, 1265 nt
Organism: Cajanus cajan (pigeon pea)
Lineage: Eukaryota; Viridiplantae; Streptophyta; Magnoliopsida; Fabales; Fabaceae
Molecular function (GO): protein binding
Source: RefSeq, a predicted model, not a curated record